GAUUGCGAGGGGCCGCGGCCGGUCUAUUUAUAGAUCAAGUCGUCGGACUUGACCCCCAAUUAAGGCUUUGAGCGGUCGGUCUGUUGCGCUCGUCUUCUAGGGUUUCGAUCUUCUUUGCCUCUGAGACCCUCUUCUCUGCGGCGCCCGGUGACCUCUCAGUUAUUAGUUGAAAAUGUCAGAACCAGAGGAGUACUGCUGCUUUAUCGGCAGCCUUUCAUGGUCGACAACUGAUGGAGGUUUGAAGGAUGCAUUUCAUAAAUUUGGCCAUCUUGUGGAGGCAAAGGUUGUCGUUGACAAAUUUUCUGGUCGUUCUCGUGGAUUUGGCUUCGUCACUUUUGAUGACAAGAAUGCCAUGGAAGAUGCCAUUGAAGCCAUGAAUGGAAUGGAUCUAGAUGGACGAUCUAUUACUGUGGAAAGAGCACAACCACAAGGUCCUGGUAGCAGGGAUCGUGAUGUGGGGCGUGACUUUGAUCGAGAUCGCGGCCGUGGCCGUGGCCGUGGUCGGGGAUUUGGUGGUGGUGGACGAAGUUCAAACAGUGGUGACUGCUUUAAAUGUGGCAAUCCUGGUCACUUUGCUAGGGAAUGCCCUUCUGGUGAUGGUGCACGAGGGGAUAGGUAUGGUGGUAGGGAGGACAGAUAUGGGGGUAGUCGUGGCGGUAAUAGCCGAUAUGGACCUGACAGGAAUGGGGAUCGUUUCACUAAUCGGAACAGAGAUGGGGGAAGCCGUGGGGGUCCUGGAGGUGAUCGUUAUAAUCGUGAACGCUCUGGUCCAUAUGAACGCCCUAGUGGAGGUGGCAGUGGCUAUAGAUCUUGAUCCUGUUGCAGCUGCUGUUACAGCCGUGGAGCUAGUAUAUCAUUACAACUGAUUUAGGAGGCAGUGGGCAAUGUAUUACUGGCUUUCAUUAUCGUCUCACUGUUCUCUGCUUUGGAUCUGUCAGGCAUGCUAUUUCCAUCGCUGCUUCAGGGCUUGGGAACCACUCAUUCAGAUGUUAUGUUGCUUUGAUACAGUGCCUGUUCUUGAUGGAAAAACUACUGCUUUUUGGUACUUUAAGCUUUAUGCAUUUGACCGUGUUGGAUUAUAUGGUUUGGUAAGAUCUUUUAUCGUGGUCUUGGAUU
Molecule: messenger RNA, 1116 nt
Organism: Musa acuminata AAA Group (dessert banana)
Lineage: Eukaryota; Viridiplantae; Streptophyta; Magnoliopsida; Zingiberales; Musaceae
Product: glycine-rich RNA-binding protein RZ1A-like
Exons: 4
Coding region: 173-814 (213 amino acids)
Molecular function (GO): zinc ion binding; RNA binding
Source: RefSeq, a predicted model, not a curated record